Messenger RNA from Brassica oleracea var. oleracea, 2526 nucleotides. RefSeq names its product kinesin-like protein klp-3. Gene Ontology annotation, molecular function: microtubule binding; microtubule motor activity; ATP binding. Gene Ontology annotation, biological process: microtubule-based movement. NCBI's taxonomy places the organism in Eukaryota, Viridiplantae, Streptophyta, Magnoliopsida, Brassicales, Brassicaceae. Bases 58 to 2370 code for a protein of 770 amino acids. The transcript has 12 exons. The record is from RefSeq and is a predicted model, not a curated record.
CUCUAUUGCUUCAGUAUUCUCGAUUCUAAUUCUCUGGGUUUCUCAACCAGAUCCGCCAUGGAAGAUCAACAUCCAGAAAUUUGCAGCGAUGGUGUCUCGCCGUGCGAAUCGAAGGAGUAUUCUGCUGAAGAUCACGAUCCCGACGCUGUGGAAGAAAGCGAGGACUCUGUUACAAGUGGAAGCCAACAAGUUUCUCCUAACGGUGGACCAACGCUUCCAAUUCUCCAGAAAAUUAUUGAUUUGAGCAGCAAAAUCAAGGUCUUGAAGGAUGAGCAUGCGUUGGUGUCCAACCAAGUGAAAGAAAUCAAGAAUUGCUCCUUUGUAGAACCGGAAAUGUCAAAAGCUCUCCAGCUUCUGACUACUGAGCUUGGAACUCUGAAAAAGCACUACUUGGAAGAGUCAUCAGAGAGGAAGCGAUUGUACAAUGAAAAUAUCGAACUCAAGGGGAAUAUCAGGGUCUUUUGCAGAUGCAGGCCUCUAAACCAAGCUGACAUAGCGAAUGGCUGUGCUUCUGUUGUUGAGUUUGAUGCCUCCCAUGAAAACGAGCUUCAACUGCUUUCAUCCGAUUCCUCCAAGAAGCGUUUUACGUUUGACCAUGUAUUCAAGCCUGAGGAUGGGCAAGAGACUGUUUUUGCACAGACAAAACCUAUAGUUACUUCUGUGCUUGAUGGUUACAAUGUCUGCAUUUUUGCCUAUGGCCAAACUGGAACCGGGAAGACAUUUACCAUGGCGGGAACACCAGAGAACAGAGGAGUGAACUACAGGACAUUAGAAGAACUCUUUCGCUCUUCAGAAAGUAGAAGCCGUCUCAUGAAAUUUGAGCUAUCUGUUAGCAUGCUGGAGGUUUACAAUGAGAAGAUAAGGGACCUCUUAGUUGAUAACUCAAGCCAUCCUCCUAAAAAGUUGGAAGUUAAGCAAUCAGCAGAAGGAACUCAAGAAGUCCCUGGAUUAGUCGAAGCACAAGUUUUCAACACAGACGAAGUGUGGGAACUCCUCAAGAGAGGCUACUGCGUUAGAUCUGUGGGAUCAACAGCUGUAAACGAGCAAAGCAGCCGCUCUCAUUGCUUGUUGCGAGUGACAGUGAAGGGAGAGAAUUUAAUCAAUGGCCAGAAAACGAGAAGCCAUCUUUGGCUGGUGGACUUGGCUGGAAGUGAGCGAGUAGGGAAGGUAGAAGUUGAAGGAGAAAGGCUGAAAGAAUCUCAGUUUAUCAAUAAGUCGCUUUCGGCACUCGGUGAUGUUAUCUCCGCCCUUGCAUCCAAAACAAGCCACAUUCCUUACAGAAACUCAAAGCUCACUCAUAUGCUACAAAACUCUUUGGGUGGAGAUUGCAAGACGUUGAUGUUUGUUCAGAUUAGUCCUAGCUCUGCUGAUCAAGGAGAGACGCUUUGCUCCUUAAACUUUGCAAGCAGAGUUCGCGGAAUCGAAAGUGGACCUGCCCGGAAACAAGCGGAUGUAUCUGAACUCCUCAAGCUAAAACAAAUGACAGAGAAGCUGAAACAUGAGGAGAAGGAAACCAAGAAGCUGCAGGACAAUGUGCAGUCACUACAGCUACGCCUCACUGCUAGAGAACAUAUAUGCAAAGGACUUCAAGAUAAGGUUCGUGAUCUGGAAUUUCAACUAGCGGAAGAAAGGAAAACCAGAAUCAAGCAGGAGACACGAGCUCUAGCGACUGCAUCAUCAUCAUCAACAACAGCAUCUAGACAACUACCGACAAUCACAGAGAAAAAGCCACCUUUGGCUCCCCCAAGAUCAAUGAGAAUGCCACUCAGAAGAAUCACAAACUUCAUGCCGCAGCAACCAUCUCAGGGUCCUCCUGCCAAGAGAUUCUCAGACGCAACAAGCAAAGAGAAUAAUAAUAAUAAUAACAGACUCAGAAGAUCAUCAUCCAUGGACAUAAAUACACUAAUGAAACCAAGAAGAAGCUCCAUCGCGUUCAGACCAGCCCCUCCUCCGUCAUCUAUUGCAUCAGGUAAUAAUAAAACACUCCAGCCGAGGAGGAGAGUCUCUAUUGCAACGUUGAGACCAGAACCAUCGUCAUCUUCUUACAUGAACAUGACUACUCCAUCACGUCCUGCGUUCCGUGGUGGUGGUGGUGGCCCGAGAAGGGGGAGAUACUCCAAGCUCUUCUCUCCAGACCACAAUCUGGUCACUCCAAAUGCAAUGAAAGGUAGCAGAUUCAAGAAGAGCCCUCUUGGAGGAGGAGAAGGGAGCUCGUGGAAGCCGAGACAUCCCACGGUGGUUGCAUUGCAGAAGAAGGCUGUGGUGUGGAGUCCGCUUAAGUUCAAGAACAGAAGACCAUCGUUUAUAGCUAUGCGAGCUUCUUCCUCUUCUUCUUCUACUACUACCGAUUUGGUCAGGAGGGAACAGUAGUGAUCUUUUUAUUCACAGUCUUUGUGAAAGUGUGUGUUUUACAUUAAAUAGGAUUUCUGUUAUUUUUUUGUAUUAUUCUUCAAUUGAUUUGUUUAACUACAACUCUAUUGAGAGAUCUUGUGCUAUGGCUUUGAUAUAUGGGAUGCAAUUCAAACC